GAAUGAAACACUUGAAACUCUAGAGAAGAAUAAGAGCACCAUCACAUUCACUGCCAUCUUCACUAGAAAACAAUGUCAGGUGUUUCUUUUCUUUUGGCCUUGUUCAUGGUAGUAGCUUUGUCUAUCUUUCCUUCCAUAGUGGGUGCAAUAGGUGAGCACCGGCUAAGGUGGGUGCCUGAGACAACAACACCAUGCCAAAGCUCCAUAGAAGAGUGCAUGGCAGAAGGUGAGUUUGGAAUGGAUUCAGAGUCCCACCGGCGCAUUCUAGCGACCUCACAAUAUAUAAGCUACAAGGCACUUCAACGUAACACCGUGCCAUGCUCUAGGAGGGGUGCUUCCUACUACAACUGCAAGCCAGGUGCAGAUGCUAAUCCUUACACUCGUGGCUGCCCCACCAUCACCCGUUGCCGUAAUUCUUAGAAUAACAACUUAGUGCGUGUUUGAGUUACCGUUUUCAAGGCUCAAAAUUACGUUUACAAAAGGAUCUCACUCGUUACUUAUGCGUUAGAAGUGCAUUGGAAUGACUGUCACAGCAAUUUGAACUGCAACCCAAACAUGUGCUUUCUUUCUACUCUUUCAUUUCCUUACUCCUCUGCCUUCUAGUUUGUUAUGUUUUACUUUGAAUGUUGUUCACCUUUUUGUUUUUGUAAUUUUGUGUAAAUUAAUCUUAACUGGUGUGGCUAUUGUAAAUAUAUUUGUGUUCUUUCAUACUGCUUAUUCCACCUUAAA
Glycine soja is the source of this 729-nucleotide messenger RNA. Its product is annotated as rapid alkalinization factor-like. Bases 73 to 420 code for a protein of 115 amino acids. The transcript has a single exon. NCBI's taxonomy places the organism in Eukaryota, Viridiplantae, Streptophyta, Magnoliopsida, Fabales, Fabaceae. The record is from RefSeq and is a predicted model, not a curated record.